Messenger RNA from Durusdinium trenchii, 1597 nucleotides. NCBI's taxonomy places the organism in Eukaryota, Dinophyceae, Suessiales, Symbiodiniaceae. The record is from the annotation of a GenBank genome assembly.
CCUGGGCCCUUCAAGUUUACAUGAAAGCUAUCAUUGUCGGUUCCAUCACGACUGGGUGUAGCAGUCUGACUUGUUGGUUUGCUUAGGCCAGAAUCGGUAUCGGGGAGCGAUCGCUCGUGUGCUAGUACGAGACCACUUGCAAGCCGCCACCCAGCUUUUCCAUGCUUUUCCUGUUGACCCUACAUUUUCUUUCAUACUGUAUCCAUCCAGCAGUUUGAUGUGCUUUGAGAAUCGCCUGUGAGCAUUUGAGGAUAUUUGAGGUGUACCUUAGCAAUGAGAUGCAAUGAGCUGCUUUGAGUAUUUCUGAAUUAAUCAACACCGACAGCAUGACGGCUAGGGGCCAAGUCUAUAAUUGAAAGUACUAUUGAAAGUAUAGCCCCUAGCCUUCAAUCGAAAAUCCUGGAAACCGACAGGGUCCAAGGCCUCAUCCGUCAAGCGUACACACGUUGAGAAGCGUAUUGGUCGUGUACGACAAAGGUCAAAAGAGCCACGCCAACGGUUUUUUCCGCCUCUCCACGAUCCAUGGCGUUCCGCGUUCUCCGCGUUCCCAUCACCGCGUUCGGCUUGGCCAUGUACCGCGUUGACCGGAGGUCACCGGUGAGUCGAUGCGAACUUCGAGUCGAUGAGGUCACAGGUGAGGCUUUAACGGCCGAAUCCAAAAAUGCCACGGCGGCCGCGUAUUCGAAAGCCAAGCUUUUCAGGCGCGACCCCUUUAGCGUGGAACCAAGCCGAAAGGUUUGUGUCUUGAUUGGCAUGACAGGUGUUGGCAAAAGUGCAACGGCAAAUACCCUUUGUGGUGCCAAGCGUGCCUUUGAGACAAGUUCCUCCGUGGUCUCUGUCACAAGUGCUGUUAGAGUGCGGGACUACUCUUUCUCUGGCAGCCGUUGGCGCGUGAUAGACACUCCGGGUCUCGGUGAUACCAACAAAGCCUAUGAGGAGACGAAAGCAGAGCUUUUGGAAACCUUUCGAUUCGCUCCACAUGGCAUUGCUUCCUUUGUGGUGGUCGUUCCGAAAGGUCGCUUUACGAGCGAAAUGGAACAACGCGUGCGGGAAGCUUUGGAUAUUUUUGGAGGAACCGAAGCGAUUCGCCACACUAUGAUUGCAGUGACCAAAUGUGCUGAUGCACCCGAGAAGCUUUUGGAUGAUAUCAUGCAUUUGCCUCCAGAUCACACGCUUCGACGCCUAUGCGAAAUGGUGAGCCAACGUGUUUUGCCGAUUGAAAAUGUAAAGGAGCCAGCGAUUGCGGUGUCCCGCUUGCUGCUGCAUCGAGGAAUCGACGAGGUUCUUGAGCUCAACAACGAGGAGAGAUUCUGGGGAAGGUCUUCUGAAUCUUUCAACAAACUCACUGAGCUCUCUGCAAGAUCCUUCGGACUGGACAGCUUACCACAAGCUCGAUGUUCCACUAAGUGGUCAGAGUUUGAGAGUUGUCCACGUCUGGUUAUUGUUUGUGACUUUCCGAGUCCAGUUGUCAAAGGAGCAACAUGACCUUUUGAAAAAGCACUCGCAACAGGCUUCGGGAGCUCGUUUUGGCAUUCGUGACAUUUGUCAUAUCGGCUUUGUGACGGCCCUGCAGAUCGGAAAAGAGCAACAUCAUGAU